Botrytis porri is the source of this 660-nucleotide messenger RNA. RefSeq lists its product as uncharacterized. The transcript has a single exon. The record is from RefSeq and is a predicted model, not a curated record. Bases 1 to 660 code for a protein of 219 amino acids. Lineage: Eukaryota; Fungi; Ascomycota; Leotiomycetes; Helotiales; Sclerotiniaceae.
AUGGAUGCAGACUCGAGUCGCUCUACCGAUGCUAGCAAGAGUGUUGAUCUAACAGAUCAUACUCUUACAAACUCUCGGGCUUCAGCUAAGAUAGAACAAGCUUCUACCUCUGAUAUUACCAGUCAUGGGAGUAUUGAGGAACAAUCCAACCCCGUCAAUCCUUCACCAUCUUCAGCGACACCUCCUAAAAUCAAGAAGCGCAUCACUCCUACUCUGAUCUCCGGCCCUCCCAAUCAUGAAAUCCCCACUCAGAAUAACCCAUCAAUCCCGUCCUUCUCCGCAGCACCCACCAGCCCCUAUAUUCACCAUCCACAACUCAACUUAUCAGAACAACAAAACCCAUUGCAAGAACAACAAAGCCAAAACACCACCCAACCAUCCCCUUCAAACCUAGCAAAACAUUUUCAACGUAUCGAUCUUCAGAACAAGAGGAAAGAUCCCAAUGCGCCUAAACGAGCCAUGAGCGCGUACAUGUUCUUUGCCAAUGCUCAUCGUGAGAGAGUUCGUCAGGAGAAUCCUCAGCUCUCGUUUGGACAACUUGGUAUAUUAUUGGGUGAGAAGUGGAAGGUGUUGAGUAUGGGGGAACGUAGCGUGUAUGAGGAGAUGGCGGCAAGGGACUUGAGAGGAUGCGAGGAGAAAUUUGCUGGAUAUCGUGGUUGA